Molecule: messenger RNA, 2179 nt
Organism: Scleropages formosus (Asian bonytongue)
Lineage: Eukaryota; Metazoa; Chordata; Actinopteri; Osteoglossiformes; Osteoglossidae
Product: butyrophilin subfamily 1 member A1-like
Exons: 11
Coding region: 365-1900 (511 amino acids)
Biological process (GO): T cell receptor signaling pathway; regulation of cytokine production
Cellular component (GO): external side of plasma membrane
Molecular function (GO): signaling receptor binding
Source: RefSeq, a predicted model, not a curated record
UUUUCAUUCUGGUACCAUGUGUUUCUUGUACCAUUUAUUGUAUUUUAAAAUGUUUAUCUUGUGAUUUAAGUCUUAAUGUAAAUUCACUCUUUCUUGCCGAUAUAAUUAUUUCUUGCAUUAUGAAGUUGGAUGAGAAAAAACAAACAGAACAGAGUGUCCUUGUGUCCUCAGCCUCAUCAUACUGUUCACCCUGUGAAGGGUCUCCAAGUGACUCACUAACAGACAUCCAGCUCUGCAAGGUGUGACUGAGUAAGAAACAGUGGAACAACAGACAGGAACCAUUUAAGACCAUCUGGCAGCGUUCAGCACUAUCAUACAGACUCUCCUGUCCUCCUCUUCAUAGAGAAUUCAUGAUCUCCAGUGAAUGAUCAUUGCCUUAUGUUUCACUGUCACUUUGAGACACAUCCAGUUCUGCAGGUCACCUGGAAUGACUGGACCAGUGAUGAAGAUCAGUUGGUCUGAGUGUCUCUGUUUCAUCCUCCUUCUUCUCCAACUCACCACUGUCUCCACACUGGAGAGGUUUGAGGUUCUUGGUCCAGCUCAGCCUGUAGUUGCUGUAGCUGGUGAAGAUGUUGUUCUGCCCUGUUACCUCAAACCCAACAUCAGUGCUGUGGAUCUCCGUAUCGAGUGGUUCAGAGUUCAUACCGAAGACCCACUUGUACAUCUUUACCGGGAUCAUGAGGACAGAAAUGAGAACCAACUUCCAUCCUACAGGGGAAGGACAUUGCUGUUUCCUGAGGAACUGAAGAAGGGAAACACUUCAUUAAAACUCUUUGAAAUCAAAGGCUCUGACAAUGGGCGAUAUAAAUGUUUUGUUCAGUCUGAUGAGUGGUUUGAAGAGUCUUCCAUUUAUCUAAAUAUUCAAGCUGUAGGAACUCAUCCAGUGAUCUCCAAUGAGGGAUAUAAAGAAGGAGGGAUCAGUCUGGUGUGUGAAUCUAAAGGCUGGUACCCUCAGCCUCAAGUGCUCUGGAUGGACAGUGAAGGACACAACCUCACAGCUGGACCAACUGAAACAGAAAGAGACAGUAUGGACCUCUUCACUGUGAGACAACGUGUUAUUGUACAAGAGACAGAGACCAACAGGUUCACCUGUCGAGUUCAACAGCAACAGUUAAAUGAAAUAAAAGAGACAAAAAGUAACAUCCCUGGUGAGAUGUUCCAUCGUGCCCAUCCCUGGAAGGUGACCUUUGCUGUCAUCUUCAGUCUGUCUGCUGUUGGUAUUAUUGGAUGCACAGUUUUGAUUCACCGUUUUGUAAAACUGCGGAAAAAGAGAGCUCAGCUCCAAGAACAGUAUGCUCAGUUCAAAGAACAGCAAGAACUGAUCAACAGUGAACUGAAACUUCUGAAGGCACAAAGAUACGCAGUUGAUGUGACUCUGGACCCUGAUACAGCACAUCCUGAACUCGUCCUGUCUGAGGACAGGAAACAAGUGAGAUAUGGAGACACAAGGCAGAAUCACCCUGACAAACCAGAGAGGUUUAAAUACUGGGAAAGUGUCCUGGGAAAAGAGGGUUUUUCUUCAGGGAGACGUUACUGGGAGGUGGAGGUUGGGGACAAGACUGACUGGACUUUAGGAGUGGUCAGAGAGUCCAUCAACAGGAAGGGGUAUUUUCCAUUGAAUCCUAGUAGUGGCCUCUGGGUUCUCAGUCUGUCCAGUGGGAAUGAUUACAAGGCUUUCACUGACCCCUCUGUGUCCCUCCCCCUGAGUGUGAAGCCCCAGAAGUUGGGGGUGUUUGUGGACUAUGAGGAGGGUCAGGUCUCCUUUUACAGUGUGGAGGACAAGUCUCAUAUCUAUACUUUCACUGGAUAUAAAUUCACCGAGAAACUCUAUCCAUAUUUCUGGCUAGGCUUCUGGAACUCAGCCCCACUGACCAUAUCUCCUGUUGUUUACACAGACUGAAAAAAUUGAUUUUAGCUUUUAAAUGUUCAGAUCAUGCUGUUAUAUUCUGAUUUAAUUCCCAUUCGGGGUUUGGAAUAUCUCCAUCGAAACAUGCCUUUUGUUUUGUACAUUCAACAUUGCGUUGCUUUUAAAUAAAUAUUGUUUAACAGCAAUUAUGUGUUUUAAAGUUCCAACAUGUGGAAAUAAAGAGAAUCACGUCAUGCAAAAUUCAGUAACUUCCAAACUAAUAUGAACAUUAACAAGCCUGUUCAAUAUAUUUGCAUGUUGUAUCCGAAUCGA